Molecule: messenger RNA, 2251 nt
Organism: Cylicocyclus nassatus
Lineage: Eukaryota; Metazoa; Nematoda; Chromadorea; Rhabditida; Strongylidae
Source: the annotation of a GenBank genome assembly
AUGAGCUGUUGGUUGGCAUGCCUCUGCAUUAUACCAGUGGGUACUAUCAUGUCGAUUCAAUUAAUCUGUGUCGAGAACGACCCGCCGGUCGAGAAUACUUCGGCUUACCACCAACUUGAGCAGCUAUUUAGCGAACGAAUGGAUGAAAAGGUGCACCCAUGCGAUAACUUCUAUCAGUAUGCAUGUGGCAAAUUUAAUACAAACGCAGGAAUGGACGACGACAUCAGUGUGAAACUUACCGAAAAAAUACGGAUGACUGUCACAGGACUGUUGAUAGACGCAAGAAGAAUACCUUCUAAAACGUUUGAACUGGCACAGCAUUACUAUAGAAGCUGUCUGCAAAGCCAUCAAGCUCUGGAACGGCUUGGAGGACACAGCCAAUUCGUGAUUGAAAAAAUUCGAAACUUUGGCUAUUUCCCGCUAGUUGAUGACACGUUUUCGUAUGGCGAUCAAGGCUAUAAAGACUAUGUAAUUGAUCUAACUGAUGUUGCGAUAUAUUUCAAUAAAAAUCGAACAACUACUACUUGGCUGUUACCACAAUUUUUGAUGCGCCGGAACGACACGGCUAUCUUACAGUUUUUUGUGGAUCAGUAUAGCAUCUUCCAAUUGUCCGAAGGCACCGUUCCAGACACUGCUUAUCCUUUACAAACGGCGAUCGCCUUGUGCAUAGAGACAUAUUCGAAAUGCUAUAUGCAGAAGAUUUUGAAGGAUUUAGCAAGCAUGAAUAUCUUGCUCAAAAAUAUCGUCGCAGCCUUCUACUUCAAAACAACGGAACCAACAACGCUUGGCAACUUAAACAGGAGCUACUCGUCUAUUGACAUGUUCAAACUUUUGUCAGAAAUAAGCUCCUCAGAAGUUCGUCAUAUUUUUCAAGACGGUCUCAGGAUCAACGCCCCUUCUCUUCAAAGAAUAGCACGACUCGACGCUUCAUUACAAAGGGACCCUAAAGCUGGGGCAAACAUCAUUAUAAUCCAGUUUGUUUGCAAGUCUCUUGGAGAACUGGAUGCGCGUUUCCGAGUAUUGUCAAGUAGGAAGCCUGUAAAGAAGCACAGCUUGAGAUCUGCUGGAGUUUCUGUUAGUGAUAAGAAGGCAUUGGAGGAGGCAUGGUGCUUUAUAAAAACACAAGAAAAGUUUGGGCAAGCUUUGCUUGCUAGCUACGCUCGAUCUAUCAACUAUACUACUGAAGCACUGAAAUUGCUACAAAGCAUGUUCAAUGAUUUUCGUAAUGCUUUCUUUCAACUGAUUAGUGAGAAACAUUGGAGCAGCAAAUCAAAGGAGCUUGUAAUUCUAAGAAUGGCAAAACUGAGAAACCAUCUUGGGCUUACUGAUGUGGCGGUGGGUGAUUUGGGAUACCUGGACAGCCUUUAUGAAAAGUAUCUACAAGUAAACUUACAUGGAUUGGAGUUUGUGGAUAUGGAAGAUGUUUUCAACAGAAUAAACCUCAUGUACGAGUUUUCUACAUUGAACAACAUCACAGCUGCUAAAAACCACUUCAAAAGAAUCGAUAUAGUCUUUUUGCAUAUAUUGAACGGACGAAAUAUGCCCUGGGAAAACCGCUUACAAAUCUUCACGACUUUGCUACAUUUUCCAAUGUUUUUGCCAAACCUUCCCAGGUUCUACAACUAUGCAUCAAUUGGUUCUAUUAUCUCUCAUGAAAUGAUGCAUUCAUAUGAUAAUACUUCGAUUGGAUUCGAUGAGAACGGCAACCAUAAGACAGACUUAUCGAAAGAAUUUCUGAAAGAGCACUGGCUAAGAGAGGAAUGUAUGCAAAAAAUGUACGAAGAUUCUUUUGAAAAAUUAGGUUACAAGAAAAAAAAGUUGAAAAUAACUGUCAGAGAGAAUUUUGCUGACACUCAAGGAAUCAAGUUGGCUUUUAAGGCUUACCAGAAUGCGAAAAAACGGGAAGGAAAAGAAUCACGAGUUGAGGGUUUACCCGAUUUCACUGAAGACCAACUAUUCUUUUUAGCUUAUUCUCAGUUCUUUUGUUUACCCGAAGAAAAGAAGAAAACUAAAGCAUGGAUUGCUAAGGAUCAGCUUGAUACCCAUUCGCCAAAGGAGCUUCGGGUCAACACACCGCUUGCAAAUAUGGUAGAAUUCAGUGAAGCUUUUCACUGCAGUCCAAAUUCUGCAAUGAAUUCAGCAGUACGACGAUGCGAGAUAUUUCUUUAAACGACUCUAAUCGAAGGCAUUAAAAAUCUUGAUGUUUUUCUAUGAAUCUUCAUCUGACGAGCAAUAACAUUAUCAGAAAAGG